AUCUUUUGUGACGUUCUUUUAACAGACAGAAUCUCAGUAAAUAAAAUAAUAAGUAACUGUAGGAUUUUCUCUUCAAUUCCUUCAAAAGGCUAUCAACACUAAUAUUGAAUAUCAGAAAAAUAACUGCGUUUAAAUCCUACGAAUGAAACGUAGCUGUGUGCCGCGGAGAUUGUCAGUAUUACUGAAAACUGUACUGAGGAUCAUCUUACAGAAAUGGCUGGCUUACCUCAAGUUUGUCGACGACUAUUCAAAGAGUCCACGCCGCUACGUGCUGCUACUGCCAACCCUGCUGCUUCUACUGCUGGUGCUGUGGCCUCCACUGUGGUGGUAUGUGGUGAGGAGCGGGUACGCACUCUUGCCGCCGCCAGAGCUGUCCCGACAUUACGUGGUCAAUAGGAGCCUGCAGGACUAUCUGGAUAAAAUUGGCAUCCUGCUGGAACCCAAGGAGUCGCCAUGUGGCCCAGGCAAGGAUGCUCCCAUCAUCAUCAUGGUAUCGACCACGGCGCCGAGAACCGGCCAGCGGACCGCUGUUCGGGAGACGUGGGGCUUGUACCAGCCCACCCUGUUCGUUAUGGGGAUUUACGGGGAUAGGGACAAACAAUUGGCGGAGAACAUCAGAGAAGCUGAAGAGUACCACGACCUGUUGGUCUUCGAUUUCCGAGAUCAAAAAGAGAACCAGACCCUGAAGACUGCGCUGAUGAUGAAGUAUACCCUGCUGAGGUGCCCGAUAGCGCACUUUAUGUUGAAGACUCAGGACAAUGCGAUGGUGAACCCUUGGAUGCUCAACAAGGUCAUAUGGCAACAUCUUGAUCGACCUCUCGUUGGUUACGCUCUGAAUGACACACAUCUGCUUAGAGAUGAGUACAGGAAGGGGUACAAUGCGGGAAAGCGUUAUGAUGAUGAAAUGCCCAUGUAUCUUAGUGGCGCUGGAUAUCUUAUUAAAGGGGAAUACAUCGAGCACAUCUUACGGGGAGCGUUACACGUGCCCAUAGUGCACCUAGAAGACAUCUACUUCACGUACCUAGUAGCCCACAAGCAUUUGGGGCUGGUCCUCACUCACGACAGUAGACUGUCUCCCUUCAAACCUUGGUGGAAAGCCGGCUGCGUCUACUGGAACUUCGCGUCCCUCCAUGGCCUGACUCCUGCAGAGAUCUACCACGCCUGGUCUUGCAUCGAAACGUUAAUAUCGAAGUACAAGACGAUUGCCGGUGUGUGCCAAUAUUUUAAUUAUUGUUUUGGUUGGUUCAUGGCUCUUGCUGUGUACUAAGCGUUGUUUUGUCCAAUGUUUGCUCCAGAUUUUUCUUUGAAGGGUUACUGAGAUUGAGAAUGAGGAGCUUGUAUUUAAAAUACGCUUGUCUUGGAGAGAGAUUAAACAAUGGCACUUGAAGAAAGAUAAUUCUGGUUUUGAGUAUGUAUUUGGCUGAGGAUCUGCAAAGAGUAGGCCUUUGGACUUCUUCCGAAUGCACGAUGCAAAUUUCGAAUACAUUAUUAGGGAUUUUCUGAGCUCUUUUCGCCAUCAUAAUAUUAACCUUUUCGGAGUCCAAUACAGGAAAGAUAAAGCGUCGGCUGAACAAAUUAUUCCACUUUAUUAUGGAGAACUGAGUCAUUG
Molecule: messenger RNA, 1609 nt
Organism: Helicoverpa armigera (cotton bollworm)
Lineage: Eukaryota; Metazoa; Arthropoda; Insecta; Lepidoptera; Noctuidae
Product: beta-1,3-galactosyltransferase 1
Exons: 7
Coding region: 143-1267 (374 amino acids)
Cellular component (GO): Golgi membrane
Molecular function (GO): hexosyltransferase activity
Source: RefSeq, a predicted model, not a curated record